UCUCAUCUUCACUGUUGACGUUGAGACUGGUGUUUUGUGGGUACUAUGAAACAAUGUUGAUUCAACCCGUGUGUGACCAGUGGGCACGUUAUUCACUGCCUAUCAAUAGUGUUGUCAAUGUUUUAGAGAACAUUUAUGAUCUCCCUUAAUAUUUUCUCUCAAAUAUUAUAAUCAUGUGGGUUAAAUUACAUUACUUGACCUGUUAUUGGAGAAGUUUGAUAGUUUUUACUUGAUUUUCAAGCUCUUCUGACAUAUUUUUGUAAACUGUACUUUAGAAUCUCUUAAUGGCUAUAUUGUUUUAAUAAAAUGUUUAUUUCAUUAUUAUGUUCUCUUAAACAUUACAUCCAGUGGCAAUGCUACCACAGUGUGUGUGAACCAUCACUGGGCCUGGCACAGCAUGUUAAAAAUGUCUUCCUUCUUCUUGGUUACCUUCUCAUUUGUCACGUGAUGGUGCUUUCCACUCGGUCUUAAAAAACAAUUGAUGGUUUCUUGACAUGAGGUUGACUGAACUCCAUCCAAAUGUGUUCCUUGUCCUCCCCCCUUUUCUGUUAUGUUGCUCGAGCAGUCUUCAAACGAGGAAAUGAUCACGACACGGCUUAGUAGCAUAUGAAAAUGUCAGAACAUUUCCUUGUGUAGACAUUCCCAGAAUUUCUCCAGCUCUCUAUCUUGAUAACAGUGAGUGCAAUGUUCCGUCUAAGCUGCACACGUGAGUUGUUUCUAGUUUACUGCUUUGCCAUCACAAGACAAAAAUUAUCCUCCCCUUGGGAAAAACAGGUUAAUCAUCACCGUCUUGACACUCAGUCACUUGAAGACUAACUACAAAGGAGCACCAAGACUGCACCGAGCCAGUCAGUGUAGAGACCUUACCUUUGAACAUCCCUUGACGAUGGAAACGAUGACUACUCUCCUCCUACUGGCCUGCAUACUGGCCUGCCUGUCCAUGGCCUUACCAUACACCGUCUGUGCUGAGCCGGUAAAUCCAUUUAAUCUCCUGAAAGAUCGAGUGGACUGUAUGGAAAAGCAGCUGGGCAAGAUUGUAACCCCGGAGGAGGACCUCAGUGCAACAAACGCAAAACUGAAGUUGCAGGUAGCAAGAGUAGACACACUGAGGCAAGAGAAUGAAGGUACAUCUAAUAAGGUAGCAGCUCUGGAGGCCAAGCUCAAUGCUACAGAGGAAGACCUGGAGGCCCAGAAAGUUGAAGUGGGUAGACUGAGAGGCUUGGAAGAAAACCUGAACUCUAGUGCAGCAGCAGCUGGAUGGACAAAGAGUGUUGGUGGCCAGGCUCAAUGCCACGAAGACAGAGCUGGAAGCUGAAGUACAGGAGCUGGAUGGACAGACUGUUGGUGGCCAGGCUCAAUGCCACGAAGACAGAGCUGGAAGCUGAAGUACAGGAGCUGAAGAGAGACAACAGAGUAAAUGUGGCGUUGAAAGGAGUGGCCUCUCAGUCAUCUCUAAGGAAUCGGUGUAGCUUCAAAUGCCAUUGAUGGGACCAGAGAACCUGAAUAUAAUAAACAAUCCUGCAGCCAACACUCAGGAUGACACCAACCCCUGGUGGAGAGUGGACCUUCUGGGUGUGUACAGAGUGAAAGCUAUCAAUAUCAGCACUAUGCACUGCUGUGCUGAGAUUCGCAUCGGAAACUCACUGGAGAACAACGGCAUCAACAACCCCAGAUGUGAUGUCAUCUCCCAAAUACCAACAGGAGAGACCAACACCUUCCAGUGUAAUGAGAUGAAGGGUCACUAUGUUGUUGUGGUGAUUCCUGGCAGGAAGGAGUAUCUCCAUCUGUGUGAGGUGGAAGUACAUGUGGACGGACUCAGCGGCUUGGAAGCUAAACUGAACUCUCUAGAGCACCAACAGCUGGAUGGACAGCGAGUGUGGGGGGCCAGGCUCGAUGAUACAUGAAACGUGGCGUUGAAAGGAGUGGCCACCCAGUCGUCACUGUAUGGGGAUGGCCAGGCUAACAAUGCCAUUGAUGGCAACAGAGAAUCAG
This is a messenger RNA of Oncorhynchus nerka (sockeye salmon), 1992 nucleotides long. RefSeq names its product fucolectin-like. The record is from RefSeq and is a predicted model, not a curated record. The coding region runs from base 1476 to 1904 and encodes 142 amino acids. NCBI's taxonomy places the organism in Eukaryota, Metazoa, Chordata, Actinopteri, Salmoniformes, Salmonidae. The transcript has 4 exons.